GAGUGGCGUUUAGUACUGCUCGGGAUCGACGUCAAGAUGGCCAUUUUGUUUACUCCCAGCGCUGGUCGGCUCGUCUAGGUUCGGGGUAUUACCAUACAGAGGUGGAGUAGCUCCAUAGGACACCAUAGUGGUGGGUUCCGAAAAUCAAUAAAAUCCUGAGCGUGUGAAGAGUGUGUGCGGACCUGGUCACUUCCGGCGGGGCUUGUGACACUCCUCUGCGGUGGAGAAUCGUGCGUUCCGGGACUCUCGAGUGCGAGGUGACCUCAAUUCCGCGAGAUUCGGGAGAGGUCGAGUGAAGUGACGGGUGCGAGUUCGAUCCCCGGAAGAUGGUGUAGGAUUUUUUUGUCGGGUAUCGCUGAAUCGUCGUCGUCGCGCAGACGACAAUCAAGAGAAGGAAAAAAGUGGAAUGAAAAUUCGAUAAAAUUUUCCUUUUCGGAAGCGAAAAAAAGAAGUGAGUGUCUGUGUCUGUGCAAUAAGGCAAUCUCUGUGUGUGCUCGGGGAGAGUCUCCAAAACCGGAUUGUGCAAAGUGUGUGCAAGGAAGAUCAGCAAGCACGAAUUUUUCGAGGAGUUUGGCGAAGCAGAUUUUGGAGUUGCGGAGAAUCAACGAAGCAGCGGUAGCCGAAAUACAGAAAAAAGACUCGAACUCUCUCGCCGAACAUCGCUCCGAAAGAGGACAACGCAAGGACUCUCUCUUUCUCUCGAAAACUCACUGAGCAAUUUCUUGCUCUCUCAUCGGUUCCAGCGCUGCUUCGCAGCGAACCUCUCGCCAGUUACCAUCGGAACGGCACCGGCGUAGGAGCGCACACCCGGAUUACAAAAUCUUCGUCGCGGCGUAGUUCCGGCAAGUCGGAACGGUCAACGCAAUUCGGGAUAAUUGGAAAUCGAACGCGAACGCGGGGUUCAGUGAUUGAUUGAGGAGGGGGAAAUCGCAUCGCGAGUGAAACGAGUCGAAAAUAUUCGAGAGCGAGAAUCUCUCGAUUGGGAGCGAGAGCGGAUAAGGUCCAAGAGUGCUCUGUACCGUGGUUCGACUGGGAGCAGGGAGAAGAAGAAGCAAAUAAUUAAAUAUUCCCUGCCCGUGUCAGUGUGUGUGUGUGUGUUUGUGAGGCUUUUUCGUGAGCCAGUGUUGGUCGGAAGAAGUGGGUUCAACGAAGAAGAAGAAGAAGUGCUUGUGUCUAUGUUGCUUUCUUGAUCCCCGACUAAAACGAGGGCAUCGUCGAAGACACCCCGAAAGAAGAAGAAGCUCGGGGGAAUGAGUAAGCUUCUAUCUGCUGGUUUCUAGUCCCUCCGCUGCACACGACCUUCCGAGGUUCCGUACCUAAGAGCAGAAGAGGUUCAGCUUGGUUGGACCUGAGUUCCAGCGCUCGGUUUCGGUGUAUUGGUGUUACGCUGGGGCAACGGAGAAGAAGAAGAACCAGACAUGUGAUAAAUAUGAACACAGCGGUGUUCGACUGAAAACGUCCCGAAGGCGGCCUGCACGGCCGGGAAGACCUCGCCGAAGAGGUGCUACAAGAAGAAGAAGAAGGGUGUGUGUGUUUUCAAGUGGUUCAAGAGAAGAGAAAAAUGACGACGACCGAGAAAAUCCUUCGGCGAAGAUGUGCUUAGACAGCCGUAGUGUUUCGGGGCGUUUUUGUUCUAGUUUGGGAUAAUUUCUCAUCAACACCAUCGCCGCCACCGUGUGUUUCAACGUUUCUAAAAUCGAUAAUCCGCUCCACUUGAGCGCGAGCGUGAGCGUGGGGUUAGCCCUCAAGUGUGUGAACACAGAGUUGCCACACCACCAUGUUGGCCGAAGGGACAUUGCACAAAAGGUACAGGAUCUCCUGGAGAAGGAGCUCGGAGGAGGCGGCACAGCCUCCCCAAGAAGAAGUAGAUCAACCACAGCAAGAAGAAGAUGUCUGCCUUAGUAGUAGGAUCAGUGAUAUCGCCAGCUGUUGCCGGCUCCGGAUAUCGGACCGCCCCGGCUGUUCCGACUGUUGUGAUCCCGCGGAGGACGCGGACGACGACGCCGCCGCCACGGCGUCCCCGUUCCCCUUCAGCAGCUACCCUAGCAGCACCGCGAGCAGUUCUACCCGCAAGUCCGGCCGCCGGCGGCGGACACACCUCCCCCAGCUCCGGCCGGACACCGUCAAGAAAGUCCGGGUGAGAACACCCCGCCGCUCCCGCCUAGUGUUAAUUAGUACGACGAUCCUGCUGCCACUGCUCCUGCUCCAGCCCAGCUGUUGGGCCGUCCUGCUGGACGCCAACGGGGAAAGUGCGGCGGGGCCGGCCGGCGGAGGCGGCGGAGGGGCUCCGUUUGGGGACGGGGUCGGGUUGUCCCUCGGGGGCAGCUUCAAUCUGGAGAAGAGCAUAGCGGCCGUGUUUAGCCGGGUGGCGUACGGCUCGACGACGACGACCAAGCGCAGCAUACCGGACAACGUGUACGUGCCCAGCCUGACGACCGUGUCGACGCCGCUGCUGACGACGUUUAGGUACCGAGAAAAGGACAAGGACCCUGGCAUGAGCCUAGGUGGCAGCGGAAGUGGCGGGGGAGCGCUCGGCGGAACUGACCUGCUUGGUCCGGGACCAGGACCAGGAGGAGCCGGAGGAGCGCCCCACUACAACCAGCAACAGAUUAGCCAGAACCACCGGGGUUACGAGCUGGACCUGGAGCGGGACCACGUGUUGCCGACGUCGGCGCCGAACGCGGAGAUUCUGAAGAGCAACAGCAACCCGACCUAUCCGAAUCCGAACCGGCACCAUGGACACGAUCGGCAUCGGCACUCGAACUCGACGCCGUACCCGCAUGGCCACCCCAAGAAGGGCUUCCCCACGAACCCAAUGUUCCCGGGGGACAUCCCGUCAUACUCCCCACCAUCUCGCGCCUUCUUCACCCCACCACUGCCCCGCAACUACACGAACCCGUUCGCGGACAAACCGACGCUGCGCGGAACCAACAGCGACAGCACCAUCAUCAACACGAACACGUACGUGAACCGGCGCCCACUGCCACCGCCCUCGCUGAUGCCGGGCCACGAGAGGAUCCCGAUUCGGCCGGAUUUGAACGGGAGUGGGGCGCCUGCGGCGCCGAAAGUUGAGGAACCGGUGCUGGUGACCGGGCCGGCGAGUUCGAGUCAGAGUAUUGAGGCGCAGCGGAGGAAGCCGUUGAACACGCCGAGCGAGAAGAGUAACAAGCUGGAGGGGGGUAAGAGUUACGGGGUGGAUAGUAAGUUCAUGCUGGACGGGGGCGGGAACUCGAGUGCGAUCCUGCCGAACGGGAUGCACUUUCCGUCGAUCUCGCGGAUAUUGAGUGGGAGCAACGGGCGGACGCAGACGAUUCCGGAUGUGCUGCUGAGGUCGGUGACGUCGGCGCCGAGGCCGAACCAGCCGACGUUUGAUUUGAAUGCGGGAGGGUUGCCGGCGGUGACUUCGUUGAGUAAUGCUAAGAACUUGAACAAGGGUGAGGGGGAUGAGGAUGGGGAUGGGUUCGAGGGUGGGAAUGAGAACAGUGGGAGUAGGGAUGAGGGGGAGGAGGAGGAUGAUGAUGAUGAUGGGGGUGGGGAUGACGAGGAAGAUGUUGUGGGGGAGAAGAUUGACGGGAGCUUUUAUUCGACGGCGAGUGUGGCGACGAGUACGGUGAGUUCGGCUGGUGGGCAUCCCGCGUCGUCUUCUUCGCCGAUCACGCAGAAGAUGCCGAAUUUGAACUUGAAGUCGGUGAUGAUCAAGGCUAACGCGAGUGGGGAGGAGGUUGGUGGUGGGUAUGGGAAUGAUCGUAACUUUGCGACGGAUAUUGAGGACAUUAGCACGUGGACGAUCGCGUGGAACAUUCACGUGUAUUUGUCGGCGAUCUUGUUUACGAUCCUCGCGGUUUACUCGAUCUUCAAGAUCAUCUUCUACGACAAGUUGACGCACCUGUUCUCGCAGUCGUACUUUAUCAGCAUUCAUCUGAUCUUGAUCAUCAUCUGCCUGUUGAGGAUCUUCUAUCUGUGCUACGACGCGUACAACAUCCACUUCAGCUUUAACCUCUUCACCUCGGAACUGUUGUUAAACCUCCCGCUAACCUUCCUCACGACGACCUUCGCGAUCCUGAUCCUGUUCCUGCUGCUCCGAUCGAUCAACCACAAAACCAACCGCUACAGUUCCAUCCUCCGUCCGCUCACGAUCAUGAUCGGAUCGGGAGUUCACGUGGGACUGUGCGUAACGCUGCACCUGGUUGAGUCGUACGAGACCCAGCAGUUCUACCACAAGCAGACGCAGCUGUUGUCUCGCGGCGGCGCCGCCGGUCACGGCCCCACCAACAUCCAGAUCCCACCGCGCGUGCUCUCCCUGAUCUGCCAGAUCAUCUACAUCUUCAUCUGCCUGUCGCUUGGCAUCCUGUACCUGUACAUGUACCGACUGCUCAAGCGGAUCCUGCACAAGUCCCAGAACUACAUCCACGGGUACAACAAUCUGAGCUACGCGAUCCACAUCACGAUCGCGACGGCGCUGCUGUUCAUCCUGUUGGCGGCGUUGCAGAUCUACGGCGCGAUCAGCAUCAGCUCGCAGACCAAGGUCAAGCUGUCGCCGGCGAACAUGAACGAUGCGGCGGCGGCGAAGAAGACGCUGUGGGCGAGCCACAUCGAGAUCGAUUGGUUCCAGUGGGGUUAUCAGUUCAGCUUGCGGUUCAUCGAGAUCGUGAUCAUUGCGCUGCUGUCGUGGGUGACGGGCUUGAAGACGGGGACGUCGAAGGGAGUGCCGCGGGAGAAGGACAUGGAGCAGCCGAAUGCCAGUGGUUUUGCGCUGUUCCCGUGUACGAGUAGUUCGAGUCAGGAGAACUUUGAGACGGACUACCCGGCGGUUUGUAACGCGAACACGAAUCUGCACACUUAUACGCUGAGGACCGGCAAGCCGAUCUACGACGAUAACUUUGCGUUGAACUCGCUGAACUUGGAGCAGAACUCGGCGCAGGAUCUGCAGCCGAACGACUUCCAGCGGUCGAUCGAGACGAACAGUAUGAGGUCGAGCUCGCACAACUACAGCAACAACUACAACGGAAGUCAGCAGGCGGAUCAGCACGACGACUUUAUCAACGAUGGCGAGCAGAUGCCGGACCACUACGAGAACCCGAACUUUGAGCUUAAGCACCACCAUCGGGGAGAACCCCCGGGUGGAGGUCCGCAGUACCACGACAUCAUGGACAACUGCUACUCGGAACCGAUCAACGCACCUCCGUACGACACCAAGAGUCUACGCGGAAACCCCGGUCCACCUCCCCCUCAACCGAUCCACUCGCAGCAAAACUCGCGCAACUACGACUUCCAGAACUUUGAGCGACCCUCGUUCGACCAGGCCGCCUCCUCGCAGUCAAUUUCCCGCGGCGAGUUCCGCGCCUCCAAGAACCUCAAAACGCUCAAGUCCGGCCAGGCCGCGGCCGCCGCUGCCGCAGGCGGCUACGACGGCGCCAACACGAUGGGCCACCACCACUACAACCACUUCAACAACUACAACGACUCGUUCGAGCGGCGGAUCGGCGUCCGCAAGUCCGGCACGCUCAACAACAUCGGCCACUUUAACCAGCACGGCGGCGGCUCCGGUCGGAACAACAACAACUCCACCUCCUCCGCCUCCUCGUCCGCUUCGUCCAACAAUCGUGCAAUCGCGGCGCAACAGGCCGCCGGGCGACCCCCUCGCGGUGGCGGCCAUCUCAACGGUGCUCAAACGCUAGGCGCGGGUCGCGCCGAUCACCACCACCAUCACCAUCACCACCCGCAAGCCGCGCCCCGGAAUCUGCCCCCGAGCGAGUUCCCCGUCCACCCGGGCAGCUUCAACGAUCGGCUCGCCAACGGCGGCGGCUCCCAGGACGGCAUCAACAACUUUGACGACAACAGCAGCAGCGCCGCCAGCGGCGCCGGCAACUACUACCACAGCAAGAAGCGCUCGCGCGAGUCGUCCAGCUCGAGCUACACCGGCUUCAACGGCAAUGGCGCCCCCGGUCUAGAACAUGGAGUGCCGAACGACGCCGGAAGUUCGUCGCCGACGGCGUCCGGCUCGAACGUGCCGAUUAACGGGCUCGGAGGAAGUAGUUCCGGAAGCAGCAGCGGAGUCCUGCCCGGCAAGAUGGGACCUCCCCCGCAGCAGCAAACUAAUGGUGAUAACUCGUCGAUGCUGGUCGCCGAGCAAGGUUUCGUGCGGUUCCGGGCGCUGGAAGAGCCCGCGCUCGGGUCCCAGCGGACCGCCCUUAGGGAUAAGAACAAGCUAUUUAUGAAUUCUUAGAGUUUAGCGCCGUCGAGUCAGUAGAGAGGCGGUCUCCUCCUUCGUUUCUUCGUUUUUUUCGCUCUAUUUGAAGUUGGUAAUCGUCGUCGCAGCUAUGAAAGCGUUUCUUGGGUACCGACCCCCACCUCCCCCUCCCCCCAUUUCUCUCGUUUUAUGGUUGGAUUAAAUCAUUGUGUAAAUAGUUGACGCGAACGAACGCGCGUGUGUCGGGGGUGUGGGAACGAAACAAUUCAGUCACAAGUGAUCAAUUUAUUAUACUAAUAAAACAAAAAAGUAUAUAGAUGAAAAACAAAAUGGCGCGAAAUGCUACGAUUUUAGUACGUAAGGCUGAAAAAAAACUGAUGACAUUUAAAUAGUUGUGUAUAAAGCUCUAAAUUUAAAAAACUCUCAAGUCGUGAACAGAAAAAAAAUAAACCAGGAUUAAGAGGAAGUCAUGUCGCAUCUUCGCAUUUGUUCGUUGUAAAUUAUUGUUCUUUUUCGCCCCUUUUUCCGCAAACUCGAUAAAUCGAAACACAGUGUACAGUUAAACACACACUUAAAAACACAAACAUUCACACACAAACAAGGGAUAUAAAAACAAAAGUUUUCGCCUUUCCUCCUCCUCCUGUUCCCCUUUUUGUCCAUCAUCAAACCUCUAUUUCGAGUGUGUUUCCGCUUUUGAAAAACUUGUGCAAAUAAUAAAAAAAACUAAAUGUGUAAAAAAGAAGCACUUUACCUGUUAUCAACUUCCUCCCUUCUACCCUCCCUGCAAGUUUAAGGGUGUUACGAGACAAAAUUGAUUAUGGCUGAAAUGAUUUUUAAAAUAACUCAACAGCCUUGUUGGAUCGAAGCAUGCGGUGACCGUAAGGUUUCAAAAUAUAUAUUUUUGCAAUUCCGUCGUGAAACUACUUACUUUUCCUGUCAUUCUUGAACGACGAAAAAGCCUACUUUUCUGUACCAAAAAUAACAGAAUCGAAUAGCAACACUUUUCAAAAUAAAUGCUGAAAAGUUCUACUUUUCAGCACUGAAAUGGGUGCUGAAAAGUUGAACUUUUCAGCACUUGUUUCGAAAAGUAACACUUUUCAACAUUUUUUUGAUUUAAACGAUUUAUUGACAAAAUACAUGAAAAUUCGACGUAAAAUUUCACUCAAUGGGUGUUUUUCGAAAUUGCAAAAAAUGUUGUAUGGAACUCGUUGCAAAACUUGAUUUUUUCAGCACUCGUCGUAUUUAUCCAACUCGGUGAACCUCGUUGGAUAAAUGUACGACUCGUGCUGAAAAAAUCCUCUUUUUGCAACUUGUUGCAUAAACUACUAUUUUUAUUUAUUGAAGGUUUUUUUUUCGGCUCAUGCGAGCUGUUGACAGAAAAUUACAUUACAUUAUUAUCAUUAAAAAAUUGUUUAUUACAAAACUAUAGCUUUUUCGAUCAUUUUUAACAAAAUUGAGGAAUUUUCUGAACAAAACUAAAACAUUACUUUUCAAAUGAUUUUCAUUCUUGAAUUGAUUAAAAUUACCAAAAGUAGUGUACUUAAGGAGUAAAUUGCGAAUCAAAAAAACUCUUACUUCGAUUUCAAGUGUUUUUUUUUCUCUUCAUUAUUUACAUUGUACUCGGAAAAUACAAAACAAAUAAUAACUUAAAAAUUACUUGAAAAAAUUAACAUCAAUUGUUUAAUAUGCUUUUGAGUUAAUAUAUUUGUUCAGCAUUGUUAUCGAUAUAAUUAACGUUAUUUAUCGAUUCGUGGUCGGUGAUAAAUUUUGGCAGAUCAAGUGUCGCAAAUUUUGGUGCAUUUUGUAGAAAAUUUAACAGUUUUCAUGAUCUGAAGUAUGGAUGGAUUUGUGGCAACAAAAAGUAAACAAAAUCCCAAAAAAUCACAAAUGUUGUUUUUUUGAGACUAGGAUUCCAAUAUAAGUAUAAAAUUUUGUAAAUUUUGAAUAUAUUUUAGUUAUUAAAAAAAAUUCUUUGAAAAAAAAUAUUCCCAAAACCUUACUAAAAUUUUCAGUUAUUUCAACAAAUUAUGUUUUUGAUCACACACUUUUAUGUUGCUGGAAUGUUUUUUUUUUUCUUUUUUUUGUAAAAAAAUGUGUAAGGCUACUAAUCUGCUUGUUAUGAAAAUUCUUACAAAUUUUAAUUUGGCCCAAAUUAAAAUUUUCAACAUUUUUAAAUAAACAAAGGUAUUUGUAAAAAUGUUUUGUAAACAAAUUUUGAACAAUGCUGAUUUUCUAAUUUUUAAGUGCUUAAAACUUUCUAAAAUUUAGUUCCCUCAAGAUGUCUUAAAAAAAUCAGGGGCAAAAAAAUACAUUGCCGGAAAUUAUAAAUUUCAUGAAAAAACUUGCACAACUGAUUUAAACUUUUGAAAUAGAUUGUACUUUUUUUUGUAUUUUUAAUCAAAUAGGGAAAAUUUUGAAUUUUGGGGCCACAGAUUGGAAAAAGACAUAACAAUAAAGAAAAAAAAUGUUUUUUUAUAAACUUAUUGCCUUUUUCCUAAUUUUUGAUAAGAGCGUAACUGUAUUAUUUUAAGGCGUAUUGUGAUACUUUUUGCAUUAAAAUUUUAACAGUUGGGCCUGAAAUUUGCAGUUUAUUUUUUUAAAUAAAAUUUGCACCCAGCCAGAAACUCUUCUUCGAUAAAAAAAAAUGUAUUUUUGUUCUAAAAUUUCAAUGUAAACCAUUUGUAAACUAAUAUUUUGCAAAAAAAGAGUGAAAAUAAAUUAUUUAUUUAACUGACAUUCAGUUCUUACUUAUGAAAAGUUAAGGAGGUGUUAGACUAUGACAAACAAACAAACUCGCACUUUUUGUAUUUGACAGAUUGCCAAACUCGCAAACUUGUUUGAGACAAACUCACAAUGAAAUCACAAUGUAUGCAGGCCGACGUUUCUGUAAUCAAAUACAGGCAAACUGUCGAUAAGUGCGAGCUUGUUUGUUUGUUUGUCACAGUCUAAUACCUCCUUAAUAAUAUUACCUAGUUUUUUUUUUUUUAAUUUUUGCUGAUGAAAAAAAUAAUCGUUUUUCAAUCUCAACAUUUUUAAAUUACCAUAUUAAUUGUUGCAACAUAACAAAAACUUGAUAAGAAAUGCUAUAAAUCUCGACCAAAUUAUUUUUUUCAUUGAUGUUUUUGUUCCAUUUUCAAGAUCAUUUUUUUUACUUUGUAGGAGCUGACAAAGCAAUACAUAGUUGGCAUGAAAUUAAUUAAAUAUGCUGAUUUUCAGAAAAGUGAUAAAAAAACAAAUUUCGCGACAAAUGAUACCGGAUUUUUUUUAUAUUUUAUUUCCAUUUUUUUAUUUUUUUUUAUUUUAUUUUUUUAUUUCCAAUAAAUGCAACUAAAAGGGUUAUUCGAACCUGUUUGACAUGCACAGAAAAAAAAACUAGUGAAAUACUGGGAAAUACUCAAAUGUCAUUUUUCUUCAAUUGCGAAAAUCUGCCUUACCUUAUUUUAUCUGAGAACCAUGGCAAACUGCCAUUUUCAAGUUGCAAACGUCAAACCAACUUUCACCAUGCACGCUUUUCUUUAUCGAUGUCGCCUAGCAUCUCUCUAUCUGUCAGACACGAGCAUCCCGAGCAGAAAAGAAACUUUUUAAAAUGUUUCUUUUUUAAUUAUAUUUAAUUUUUGAAGUUUCACAAAUCAUUUUCAUGUUUUUUAGAUGUUGAUUUUUUUUAUAUUUUAUAUUUAUGCUAAUUUUUGAUAUUUUUUGAAGAUUUAAAAAAAUUGUCUGUGUUUCUUUCUCCAACGUUAUUUCCAUAAGUUUUAAAGCCAUAACUAAUUUUGUCUCACAACACCUUUAAUCCUUCAAUUCCCUACAAAACAAGCCAACAAGCCGAAACGCGCCGUCUAUUAAAAAUAGACGAAAAAGAGAGAAGGAAAGUGUUUCACACACACUGAAACGAACUGCAAUUAGCCGUUUGCCCCUCAACCUCCCACCCCUUUAACCACGGUGUUAUUAAGAGAUGAAUAAAACAAACAGAGUUAAAAAAACAGAUACAAUGCAACCAAUUGUGAUGAUUUAAUCCGUCGUUUCUCUUUACCACACACACAAACACACACACUGAAAAAAGAAGCAUCCGCAAAAAUAGUACGUUAAUAAAUGAAAUAAGCCCUGCGCAGUGGUCAUCGUUUUGUCGUGUCGCUGUCGAUGUUUAGUCGAAUAAGAGAGAGAAAGUAAAAUCCCCGCAAACCGAAAAAAAACACUGAGAAAAAUAGCCACACUGAGAAAAAAGAGGUAAACAAAUAAAUGAAACAAAACAGAUGAUUUCGUGUUACAAGUAUUGAAUCGAUGUGUUUUUUUUUAUUAGAGUGUAAACGAAAUAUUUUAAACAUGCAAAUCUUGUGUAUAUUUACAAUUUGUUGGUUUUAAGUUUCCGAGCAUUUUUUUUAGACUUUCCAACAACCGCGCACGGUGGGUUCGCGCGAGCCCGUUAGCCGACGAAAGUUUUGCAAACAAAGACUGAAAUUUGAGACCGAAAUCCCUGCAAAAAUCGUAUUCGUUGGCAAUUUCAAAUUAGAGAAGAAUCACGUAUUAGUCUUGUGCCAUAGAAGAUGUUUUAGUUCGCACAAAUCAGCUCAAACUUGUUUUUAAUUUUAACUUCACAGAUUAAACGCGAUCGGACCCACUGUGCGAAAGGUUGACCUCUUAACUUUGCAUUUAACUUUACUUCUCAAACUUUCACCAACUUACGAAAUCGUGUGCAGCUUUGCGAAACGAAUAUUAUAAAAAGGCUAGUCUCUAUUGUUUAUUUAAUGUUUUUUGUUAGAAAUUCCAUCCACACACACUCACAAACACUCACUCGCAUACGAACCUAAUUGCGUCCUUUUUGUUUCCUAAAGAAAUCUAUUAAAAGCAAAACUAAACUGAAAAAAAAUCAUCUCAUUGAAAUCGACUCUUGCCGCAGCAGUUUACUAAUUAGAAGAUCGAACUAAUACUACUUAAGCAAAACGUCAGACAAACACACACACACACACACACACACACUUGUAAGAAGCAUCACGUCCCAUUUGCAAAACAAACAAACAAAAAACUGUUCAAAAUAUUACAACAAUGAAAAACUCUAGUAAAUAAAUCGUGAAAAUUUCUCUCUUCUCUAAACAAAACAAACAAAAACACGCGCCAUCGUCGCCAUUCAUUCUUUCCGUUCGAAAAUCUUUUACCAAAAAAAACAAACAAUUAAAACAUGGAAAAUAUCGCAAAAAAUCACACUCACACACACGCAAAACAGUCCUCUUGUACAUUUUAUCCUCCUGUGAAAAAAAAGCAAACAAACUUGUGUAAAACAGAAAACUUUAAAAAUAUCGAAAAAAGGAAACGCUGACGAAAGCACGAGCUGAUCGAAACUCGUACAUUAAAUUAGUAAAUAUUAAGUCAGAAACUGCGAAGAAGAAAAAAACUGAACAAAUGAAAAUAUAAUGAAAUUAUAAAUAUUUAAUAAAAACAAACAAA
This is a messenger RNA of Culex pipiens pallens (northern house mosquito), 11629 nucleotides long. RefSeq lists its product as uncharacterized. Bases 1778 to 6226 code for a protein of 1482 amino acids. Lineage: Eukaryota; Metazoa; Arthropoda; Insecta; Diptera; Culicidae. The record is from RefSeq and is a predicted model, not a curated record. The transcript is spliced from 4 exons.